Messenger RNA from Prionailurus viverrinus (fishing cat), 1125 nucleotides. RefSeq names its product transmembrane protein 271 (gene TMEM271). The transcript has a single exon. Bases 1 to 1125 code for a protein of 374 amino acids. The record is from RefSeq and is a predicted model, not a curated record. Lineage: Eukaryota; Metazoa; Chordata; Mammalia; Carnivora; Felidae.
AUGAAGUGGAGCGUCCGCGGGGCCUGCGCCGCGCUCUCCUCCUGCCUCCUGCUCGCCUGCGCGCUCAGCGCCGCCGCCGUCGGCCUCAAGUGCUUCUCGCUGGGCUCGGAGCUGCGCGGGGAGCCGUUCCGGCUGGGGGCGGCCGCCGGCGCCUUCUACUCGGGGCUGCUGCUGGCCGCCGGCCUUUCGCUGCUCGGCGCCGCCCUGCUCUGCUGCGGGCCCCGGGACGCGCCGCUCGCGGGGUCGGGCCCGGGCCCGGGGCUCGGGGUCCCCGCGGCCGCGGCGGGGGCUCCCGAGGCCGCGCCGGGAGAGCCGGGGGCCGCGGCCGGGCCCUCGGGGCCGGGGAGCAGCCAGAACCUGCUGCUGCUCGGCGUCCUCGUCUUCAUGCUCGGGGUCCUCAGCGCCUUCGCGGGCGCCGUGAUCGACGGCGACACCGUGUCCCUCGUGGAGCGCAAGUACUCCCACUACUGCCUGCCCCCGCGCGCGCCGGCCCCCGGCCCCGCCGCCGCCGCCGCCGCCGCCGCCCCCGGCCCGGCCCCCGGCGCGCCGCGCGCCCGCAGCACCCUGGACAGCGCCACGUCGGCCAAGUGCCGCCAGCUCAAGGACUACCAGCGCGGCCUGGUGCUCUCCACCGUCUUCAACUCGCUCGAGUGCCUGCUGGGCCUGCUCAGCCUCCUGCUCGUCAAGAACUACCGCGCGUCGCAGGCGCGGCGCGGCCGGCGCGGCCGGCGGAGGGCGGCCCGGGCCCUGGCGCGGCCCCGCGGCGGCCCCGGGCUCCGCGCGCAGCCGCCAGCCUCCCGGGCGCGGCGGGGCCGGCGGGGCCGGCGCGGUCGGCGGCUGCAGCCGCGGCCGAGCGACGCUUCCAUCCUGUCCCCGGAGGACUCGGACGUGGCCGCCCCGGGGGACUGCGCUGGCUUCGGGGCGCACCACGCAGUCUCCUACAUCAACGUGGGCGUCUUCCACGCGCUCGACGAGGCGGGUGUGGAGGUGUGCUGCGGAGGGCACCCGUCGGUGGAGCUGCCGGGGUACGCGCCCUCGGACCCCGACCUCAACGCCUCCUACCCCUACUGCUGCCGGCAGCCCUGCGAGGCCGCGCGCCCCUGGGAGCCGAGCCGGGCCUGCUGA